AUGCGCAGAUCUAAAUCGGAGGUGAAGAAGGAGUCCGAGGAGUCCAGUCCGUCGGAGGCCGCCUGUCUCUGCUCUCCUCCGGCGGCCAAGAACCAGUGCGCCAGCUGCGGCAUGGAGAUCCAUGACCGGUACCUGCUGAAGGUCAACAACCUGAAUUGGCACUUGGGCUGUUUGGAGUGUUCAGUGUGCAGAGCGUCUCUGCGCCAACACAGCAGCUGCUACGUUAAAAACAAGGAAAUCUACUGCAAACUGGAUUAUUUCAGUAGGUUCGGCACGAAGUGCGCCCAGUGUGGCCGGCAGGUGUACGCCAGUGACUGGGUGCGCCGGGCUCGGGGCAGCGUCUACCACCUGGCCUGUUUCGCCUGUUUCUCCUGUAAGAGGCAGCUGUCCACCGGGGAGGAGUUCGGCCUGGUGGAGGGCCGGGUGCUCUGCCGCAGCCACUACGACAUCAUGCUGGACAACCUCCGCAGGGCUGCCGAAAACGGCACAGGACUGACUCUGGAAGGAGCACUGCCCUCUGAUCAGGACUGCCAACCAAAACCAGCCAAGAGAGCGCGGACAUCAUUCACUGCUGAGCAACUGCAGGUGAUGCAGACUCAGUUCGCUCAGGACAACAACCCAGACGCUCAAACUUUACAGAAACUGGCAGAAAUGACAGGACUCAGCAGACGAGUCAUACAGGUUUGGUUUCAGAACUGCCGUGCGCGACACAAAAAGCAGCCGCCUCAGAGCAGUUUCUCUCAGAGCGCUCCGCUGUCCAGGAUGCCUCCAUCGCUGCCAGAAGAUAUCCACUACUCCACGUUCAGCAGUCCAGACCGACCACAUCUACUCGCCCUGCAAGGAUACCUGGACACUCAUCCCUUCUCCGUCCUCGCUGCUCCGGGCCACUUGACCCAUUCGUCCAUGUCUUUACCACAGCUUCCCAUAAGCCGCUGACCUCCUGCUUCCACUUUUCCACCACUCCGAUGACAUUGGGAUGAAACAAAAAAUCCAUUGGGACAUACUGUUGGUAAUCUGCUCUGUUUGGGAGUCUGAUCCUUGGGCAGCAGGACUUCGACAAUCUGUUUUCAAUCAGUCGGAUUUUUCGUUGUGAGACUGCAG
Seriola dumerili (greater amberjack) is the source of this 1101-nucleotide messenger RNA. RefSeq names its product LIM/homeobox protein Lhx6-like (gene lhx6b). Gene Ontology annotation, cellular component: nucleus. Gene Ontology annotation, biological process: regulation of transcription by RNA polymerase II; neuron differentiation; forebrain neuron development. The record is from RefSeq and is a predicted model, not a curated record. NCBI's taxonomy places the organism in Eukaryota, Metazoa, Chordata, Actinopteri, Carangiformes, Carangidae. Gene Ontology annotation, molecular function: DNA-binding transcription factor activity, RNA polymerase II-specific; RNA polymerase II transcription regulatory region sequence-specific DNA binding. Bases 1 to 936 code for a protein of 311 amino acids. The transcript has 8 exons.